Messenger RNA from Trypanosoma theileri, 1254 nucleotides. RefSeq names its product 16S rRNA (cytidine1402-2-O)-methyltransferase. The record is from RefSeq and is a predicted model, not a curated record. NCBI's taxonomy places the organism in Eukaryota, Euglenozoa, Kinetoplastea, Trypanosomatida, Trypanosomatidae. Gene Ontology annotation, molecular function: methyltransferase activity. The coding region runs from base 1 to 1254 and encodes 417 amino acids. The transcript has a single exon.
AUGUCUCUUCGACGCGCUGCUGAUGGUUCUCUCUGGCGUUGUGUUAGGAGCAGUUGCCUCAGUCUUCUACAGCCAUAUCAACAUUCAAAAGAAAGUUUGUAUUAUCAGCGUUGUUUUUUCUCUUCUAGCAGAAACAAAUUGGGAACGUUUAAAUACCGUCAUACACGGACCACACCAGAUGACGCUGUUAAUCCAUUAACAACUCCUACAAACAUUGAUGCAGGUGCACUACAUGUGGUUUCAGUUCCUAUUGGAAAUUUAAAAGAUUUUUCAAUACGUGCUCUUGAUGUCCUUCGACAAGUAGAUUAUAUUAUUACAACCGAUCGUCCAGCAACUAAAACGUUACUUGAUCUUGUUCAAAUUGAAUCUCAAGGUCGUCUUAUUCAUUACUCUCGUAGUAAUCGUACGGCAACGAAGGAAAGACUUGUCGAACUUCUUAGAGGAGGGAGAAGUAUGGCAUUAGUGUGUACAAGUGGAACACCAUGUAUUGGAGAUGUUGGGAGUGAAUUAAUUCGAGAAAUGCAAGCAGAAAGUGUUCGUGUAGCGGCAAUUCCUGGACCAUGUGCGUUAACUUGUGCCUUGGCAGUUGCAGGUGUUACUUUUUCACCAUAUGAAGUGAAUGGAUCUAGUUCUCAAACACAGGAAGAAAUAUCAUCUACACCUUCUUUACGUUCUCUCCGUGAUGGUUCUUUUUUCUUUGGAAAUAUGUUACCAGAGUCUAAUGGAGCGCGUUUACGUAUUCUCCGCAAUACGGUUGGACAGGCAAACUUUCCUUGUGUAUUUUAUGAAAUACCAAGACGACUUCUUCUUGUUUUACGAGAUAUUGCCGUAGUAUUACCCCGUCGUCGUGUUAUUAUUGCACAUGAAUUAACAAAAUUAAAUGAGUCCCUACAUGCUGAUACAGCAGCGAAACUAUUAGCGUUCUAUUCACGUGAAGAGGCUUAUAUGAUGCUUAAAAAAGGACAACUGGUACUUAUUAUUGAUGCCCCUGAGGCUGAUGAAGCACGUGAACAAUUACAAAAAGAAGCGUAUAAACGUCAGAGAUUAAGGCGAGACAUUUCUGAAUUGGUUGGUACUAAUAAAGUUGACAGUAAGGAAGAGUUGAGUAAGGAUUCAAUAAAAUCGAAACCAAAAAAUCGUCGUAAAAUGUUACUUAAAGGGCGUCGUGAACGAAUGAUUGCACGUAUUGAAAAAGAGCAAGAGAAAAUUCGCAUGUCCAUGAUGAUUAAUCGAACUGAUGGAUCAAAACUUUAG